Oryctolagus cuniculus (rabbit) is the source of this 6316-nucleotide messenger RNA. The record is from RefSeq and is a predicted model, not a curated record. Lineage: Eukaryota; Metazoa; Chordata; Mammalia; Lagomorpha; Leporidae.
GGAGCCGGCCUGCGGGGCGGGGCGCGGGCGCCCGGGGGCGGAGGAGCCGGGGAGGCGGGAGGCGGGAGGCUUCGGGGCCGUUUAAGCGGCCUCCCUCCCGCCCCCAAGCCGCCCGGUCUGGCCCCGGCAGCGUCUCGACCCCCGGCCUGGCCCCACUCUGGCCCUGCCCGGACGAGGGCUCUGCCUGGCACCCAGGCGGCCUCCGGAGUAGCCGAAGCCCAUGAGGGCCGCGCGCCCCGCCGCGGCUGCUGACGAGACGGAGCUCCCGGUCCCCGAGGAGGAGCGGAGGAUCAAUGCGGUUCAAGAAUCGAUUCCAGCGGUUCAUGAACCAUCGAGCCCCCGCCAAUGGCCGCUACAAACCAACUUGCUAUGAACACGCUGCUAACUGUUACACACAUGCAUUCCUCAUUGUUCCGGCCAUCGUGGGCAGUGCCCUCCUCCAUCGACUGUCUGACGACUGCUGGGAAAAGAUAACAGCAUGGAUUUAUGGCAUGGGCCUCUGUGCCCUCUUCAUUGUUUCCACAGUAUUUCACAUUGUCUCAUGGAAAAAGAGCCACUUGAGGACAGUGGAGCACUGUUUCCACAUGUGCGAUAGAAUGGUUAUCUAUUUCUUCAUUGCUGCUUCUUAUGCUCCAUGGUUAAAUCUCCGUGAACUUGGACCCCUGGCAUCUCAUAUGCGUUGGUUUAUCUGGCUCAUGGCAGCUGGAGGAACAAUUUAUGUGUUUCUCUACCAUGAAAAGUAUAAGGUGGUUGAGCUCUUUUUCUAUCUCACAAUGGGAUUCUCCCCGGCCUUGGUGGUGACAUCAAUGGCAUUGUACCAGGCUUUGCAGGAUGAAAAGAAGUCAGACACAGUGUUUUGGACUCACAUCCUCAUGGACUCAAAGCCAAGAGGCAGAGGAUCCUCGUGCUCAUCACCUUCUUCAAUCACUUUUCCUUCCCAAAAGGUCCUUUUGAUGGUCACCAAGGAGCCGCCUCUUGACCAUGAAGGCAAUAUUUCAGUAACCAUCACCCAGGUCUUUUCUAAAUAUGCCCAAAGAGAUGUGCAAGGCGAGGAUUUUCAAAGAGGAAACUGAAUUCCUAUGUUCUGAAGAGAGGGGUUUGGCGUUUGGGUGGUUUGUCGCACUAUUUUGUGAAUGGAAGGGCUGUCACAUGAGCAGCAUAUGAUGAGCCUCCCAGAGCCAGGGCUUGUGUGACUGGCAAUGGACACAGCUUGGCCUCCUAUUAGUUCCUGCCAACUUGGAGUCCACAUGCCCUCAGGGUCCUAGAGGGGCAGCCAGUCAUUCCCUCAAAGAGUUGAAGACACCAAAAGUCAGCUGUUCCAAUGGAGUUGUAAGUUAAGGUCACUGGACCUAUAUUCCUCUGAGAAAGGGUGAGAAGAGAGCUGACCCCUACCUUCUAACUGCUCAGUCUCGACUCUAAGGGGCCACAAGCACCUCUGAUCCAUCUGAUGUCACUGACCCCAUGUGCGAGGCUGGAGCUAGAAGUCCAUGAUCUGUUAGGGAUGUCAGUCUAAGAAACAGGUCACUGUUAGAAGGCUACCUAUUCCCUCCACUCCAGCCACCCUGCGCCUUCCUGUGAGCAGGGAAAUUAUUUAUUGCCCUCUUUGAAGAAUCAGAUGAUCUCAAAUAUUGAACUGGAAGUCACUUCAAAAAGUUCAUGGAAAAUGGAAUUGAAAGAUAAGCUUAUUCUGUUGCAGUUUUUUUUUUAAAAAGAUUCAUAUUUAUUUAUUUAUUUAAAAGGCAAAGAGAGAGAGAGAGAGAGGAACCUGCCACCUGCUGGUUCCAUCCCCAAUGGCUGGAGCUAGGCCAGUCUAAAGUCAGGGGCCAGGAGCUUUUUCCAGGUCUCCCAUGUGGGUGCAGGGGCCCAAGCACUUGGGCCAUCUUCUGCAGCUUUCCCAGGGCAUUAGCAGGGAGGGAUAUCGGAAGUGGAGCAGCCAGGACUUGAACCAGCACCCAUAUAGGUGCUAGCAUGGCAGGUGGUGGCUUUACCUGCUAUGCCACAGUGCCAGCCCCAGCAGAAAUUUCUGAAAAGCACACAUGGGUUUUUUUCAGAAUAUGCAUGAUCUGUGAACUUUCUGAAGUACCCUCCCACAUCGUACUUUCCUGGCCCCAUGGCAGCUGUUUACUGGGAGCCGGUGCUAUGCCAUUUGUUGCAUCGUUAGUUCUCCUCACAGCCCUCAGAGAUAGGGAUCAGACCUUCACUUGUCAGAUGAGAUUUAGGUAGAAGAAAAAAGUUUAGUAGGUGUUCAAGGUCACACACCUGCUAGGUGACAGAUGUGAAUCCAGAACUGUGCGACUCCUUGCCACAGAGCCCCCUUCUCAACAUUCCAGAGAUGCUGAGCCCCUUGGCCUCGGCCGCAGCCCACGCACUACCAGUGUUGAGCUCUGCUGGGCUGGGCACCGCUGCGCUACCUUGCUCCAUCUGGCACCACAGGUUCCUUUCAGGGAGGAAACAAAAGCUAUGGGUCUGCUCUACAGAAAAAAUACACGCAAAUACCUACACAUUGGUACGUAAGACAUUUCAGGUAAUUCAGUAACUACAGAAGUCUUAAGACUACUACCUGGGCCGGCGCCGCUGCUCACUAGGCUAAUCCCCCGCCUUGCGGCGCCGGCACACCGGGUUCUAGUCCCGGUUGGGGCGCCGGAUUCUGUCCCGGUUGCCCCUCUUCCAGGCCAGCUCUCUGCUGUGGCCAGGGAGUGCAGUGGAGGAUGGCCCAGGUGCUUGGGCCCUGCACCCCAUGGGAGACCAGGAUAAGUACCUGGCUCUUGCCAUCGGAUCAGCACAGUGCGCCGGCCGCGGCGGCCAUUGGAGGGUGAACCAACGGCAAAGGAAGACCUUUCUCUCUGUCUCUCUCUCGCUGUCAACUCUGCCUGUCAAAAAAAAAAAGAAAAGAAAAAGAAAAAAGAAAGACAGACUACUACCUGCAUCUCCCAAGGGCCAAGAGCUCAAAUUAAGAGCCUAGUCUAUUAACCCUUGCCUCCACUUACUUGGACACUCAUGGGAAUUAGCUGGGGCAUUUUAAAAAUUCAGAUUUCUGGGCUGCCUCAGAAUCCCUGGAUCUGUGCUGUAAUAUGUUCCCCAGUGAAUUUUAUAUAUCUCUAACAAGUAAGUAGUCUGUGACUGGUUUUGGGGAACCACCCUCCUAGCUGAUGCUCAAUUGACUGGGAUUGAUCUCUAUCUAUGUAACAUUAUCUAUCUAUGUAACAUUAGAUAGACUUAACCUCCCUUUCAAUUUUCUCCUCUGUGAAACGGGGAUAACAGUUGUCUCAACCUAAUUGGAUUAAUAUGGGAUUCAAUAUGCCAUCCAAGCAUUUAGUAGUGUCUGGCACAGAAGUGCUCAAUAAAUGUUCAAUAACAUCACCUGUGCCAUCUCGGUAGAUGGCCUCUUGGUUAUCAAGGUGUGAACAGAAUCCAAUUGCUAGUUGGCUCAACAAACAUGCAUGAAAGAAAGGAAGAAAUGCAAAGUUUAUUAAACAUUAAGAACAACAGAAAGGUCUGGACUUAACAGCAUCAGUACCACCAGUACCACGGUGUACAAGUAAACUAACCUCAUGCGAACUUCUACCUGUUUAACAGAUGCAAUCACUGUGGUAUUGCUCAAAGGAUAAUGUAGCAUUGUUAUAUUUGGUAAGGUGCUCAAAAAGCAAAUACUUUAUGUUUUAAAUUUACACACACACACACACACUCGUACAUAUACUUGGCUCCCAUAAAAUAUAUUGACUCUAGUUGCUAAAUCCAGUUUAUCAAGAACUAGGGCGAGGCUUUGCUCAUUUGUAAACUGACAUUAUUAAUUGCUGAGAACCUGGGAGGGAUGCUGGCCUCGACGGUGGAGGGUACCCAGAAGCCCUCAGCAGGAAGAGGACUGCGAGCAGAUGUCUGCCACACGGAGAUCGGAACACCUGCUCUCAGUCACCUGCCCAGGACUGAGCCCAGUGGUAAACCCAGAACUCCACACACGGGCGAGCAGAACAAGUCUGCCUGCCUUGGGAUUGUGCCACUUAACUCUGAUAAAACUUGAGUUUUCUUAAAAGGAUCAUUAGGUGGGAAAUUAGGUGAACUAUGAGAAAGAACACAUUUUAAUUGCAUUUUACAGAAUGUUUUACCCUGAAGCUGUGGGAGAGUGCCACUUCAACUCUCAGUUCUCCUGAAAACAGCCCAUAGAGCAUCUGCAUGUCCAGUGUGAGUCCCCACACGACACUGCUGGGCUAGGAGGAACCCCAGGGUUGUAUAACACAGCCACCCCCCGCCACACCUGCAUCCCAGUCUACACUCUCCCGACAGAGUGUUCUCCUACACGCAGGAUGUUCUGUGGAAGGCCUGCAGUACACAAACACAACAGCCCUCCCGUAAUCCUCCUGAUGCGGCUUUUGAAUGGUCCAGCGUGGCCUCUUUCUCAAGGGGAAGUGACCCUUGAUAGCCCCGCCAUCCACUACCUAGCUCCUCAAGGCAGUAUGAGCAGUAUUCCAAAUCACGUCCAAAUGUUCCUGCCACAUGACUUGGAAUCACUUUAAUGGCCAAGUAAUCAAAGAAUGAAAGAUGCUUAGGAUGAAAUGGUGACAAAUGACAGGGCUCUCAGAACAGCUGCAGUCUGCAGGCAUCCAUUUGACCUGGGUUAAUCCUGGCUUCCCACUCCACUUGGCAGAACUGCCUUGUUUGUUAACUGCCCCUGCAAGACGUGCACCCAGCCCAGGAAUGUGUGUGUGUGUCUGUGUGUGUGUGCUGACAAAGUCCCACAUAAAAGGCAUCCGUACAGACUACAGGAUGUUUAAAUUUUUAGGAGGAGGUAGAUUUCUGAAACCUCUCCCGGCACACAGAAGGACAAGUUUUAUGGUCAUCUUUUUAUUUCCUGCAGAACACGUUUGUGAUGUUCAUUUGACACAAACAGCCUAGUUGUGAGAAAGCCCAGUUCUCAGAGUUUUUCAGCCAUCAUUUGAUACUUCCACAAGCGUGGGUGGUCUCUGGUGCAAUGUGUCAACACUUCUCUGCUUAAAGAUACCAUCAGCUUUGCUUUAAUGACCACUGCCAUUUACCAAUUUUGCAGUUGGCCCCUCACCUGUAAAGGGCCAACUCAAGGUCCAUUGGCAUCUCUCACUGAAUUAUCUUUCAGGUCUGCUGACGACUGGCAAAGAUUUUUUGCUGGUUUUGCUAGUUAUCAAUCUGAACAGUGUAUUCCAAUUCCAAUCCUCUCCCAUCUCUCGCCAUUACCUGGAGCUUGAGCACAGUGGGUAUCUACUUGGAAUAUCCUACUAGUGGGGUCUGCCAAAGCUGUGACACCAUGAGAGAAGCUGAGCUCAUGCAUCCACAAGGAGACCACCAGUUCAUCAAACAGUAAAGAAACUCCGGAGGCAGGAAACUAGAAAAUUCCAUGGAUAAAAGAGUAUUUUAAUCUAGCACAAAAUGUUUCUUUGCAGUAACAGCAGAAUCUCUUGACAUUGUACAACUUAAUGAAACAAAAGAACAAUCGUCUUUAAAGUCAGAACAUCUAUCAAAUUAUAGGCCGUACGCGUAGCACCGAGAUCGCCUUUAUACUGCAUAAGACACACAGGCCCCAGAGGGGAACAGAGCCGUCUGGGGGCACAGGCAGGAACGCUCCAUUCCAGGAACUCUGAAUUUUGAAGUGAACAUUUUUGUGGCAGAUGCUUUUCCUAAAAAACACUGUAUCAUCCAAUAAAUAUUUGACUAAAAUCCAUUUUGUGCUUUUGGGUGAUGUUAGCUGACUUCUUCCUGAGACCUCGUAAGAAAGAAGAAAGCUCCUUGUGUCUUUCAGAGCACGAUUCAUCACGGCAAGCCUUGAUACUGUCAUAAAAAUUUUAAUUUAAAGCAGAAAACAUGCUGAUGUGUCAGUGAUAGGCUUAAAAUAUUAAAGACUUCAAAAACCCCCAAGCACGUCUUCUCUGUACAACACGGGUGAAUAUAUAUCUUUGCUAUAUAAUUUUAAAACAUGGAAUAGUUUUCCUUUUCUCUUUUCUAUAUAUAAUAUAUGUCUUCCAAAAUACAUUGUCAGUAUUUAUAUCUGAAAAAUACUGUACAAAAAAAGAACUUCCUAUAGUUACUCUGUAUAAACAUUAAACAAUUUAAUAAUCUCCUUUUGGUCUACAGUAAACACUUAGAUUGAUUGGAUUAACCACAGUUUGUGACAAUGCCAUCCCCUUGUGAGAUACACCAGUGUCUUUUACAUUCGUUUUCAGAAGUCUACUUUAUAAGAGCACAUACGUUCAAAAGCAAACAGAGUAAGAAACAUAAGCUCUAGAAUAAUUAAUUUAUGAGGCAUUCAAAAAUGACACCAUGAGGAAAAAGGGCCUUACAAAACAUCAAC